This is a messenger RNA of Globicephala melas (long-finned pilot whale), 864 nucleotides long. It is a transcript of the gene SIX1, whose product is annotated as SIX homeobox 1. Gene Ontology annotation, molecular function: DNA-binding transcription factor activity, RNA polymerase II-specific; RNA polymerase II cis-regulatory region sequence-specific DNA binding. Gene Ontology annotation, biological process: skeletal muscle fiber development; regulation of transcription by RNA polymerase II; regulation of skeletal muscle cell proliferation. Gene Ontology annotation, cellular component: transcription regulator complex; nucleus. The record is from RefSeq and is a predicted model, not a curated record. Lineage: Eukaryota; Metazoa; Chordata; Mammalia; Artiodactyla; Delphinidae.
AUGUCGAUGCUGCCAUCGUUCGGCUUCACGCAGGAGCAAGUGGCGUGCGUAUGCGAGGUUUUGCAGCAAGGCGGGAACCUGGAGCGCCUGGGCAGGUUCCUGUGGUCGCUGCCCGCCUGCGACCACCUGCACAAGAACGAAAGCGUGCUCAAGGCCAAGGCCGUGGUCGCCUUCCACCGCGGCAACUUCCGCGAGCUCUACAAGAUCCUGGAGAGCCACCAGUUCUCGCCUCACAACCACCCCAAGCUGCAACAACUGUGGCUGAAGGCGCACUACGUGGAGGCCGAGAAGUUGCGCGGCCGGCCCUUGGGCGCGGUGGGCAAAUAUCGGGUGCGCCGAAAAUUCCCGUUGCCGCGCACCAUCUGGGACGGCGAAGAGACCAGCUACUGCUUCAAGGAGAAGUCGCGGGGCGUGCUGCGGGAGUGGUACGCGCAUAACCCCUACCCCUCGCCGCGUGAGAAGCGGGAGCUGGCCGAGGCCACCGGCCUCACCACCACCCAAGUCAGCAACUGGUUUAAGAACCGGAGGCAAAGAGACCGGGCCGCCGAGGCCAAGGAAAGGUACGCGGAGGAGAACACUGAAAACAAUAACUCCUCCUCCAACAAGCAGAAUCAACUCUCUCCUCUGGAAGGGGGCAAGCCGCUCAUGUCCAGCUCAGAAGAAGAAUUCUCACCUCCCCAAAGUCCAGACCAGAACUCGGUCCUUCUGCUGCAGGGCAAUAUGAGCCACGCCAGGAGCUCAAACUAUUCUCUCCCAGGUUUAACCGCCUCUCAGCCCACCCACGGCCUGCAAGCCCACCAGCAUCAGCUCCAGGACUCUCUGCUGGGCCCCCUCACCUCCAGUCUGGUGGACUUGGGGUCCUAA